Molecule: messenger RNA, 3837 nt
Organism: Eruca vesicaria subsp. sativa (arugula)
Lineage: Eukaryota; Viridiplantae; Streptophyta; Magnoliopsida; Brassicales; Brassicaceae
Source: the annotation of a GenBank genome assembly
AUGUAUUCCUCAAGAGGAAGCGGCGGCGGUUACGGUCAACAACCCUACGGUUCGCAAUCCGGUUAUCCUCAGAACAUUGGAUCUGGCUAUCCGGGAAGUUCAGUCAAUAACACAGAAGGUGGAACUUCUCAGAUUCCCUUGAGCUCUCGUCUUCCUCCUCCUUCAGGCCUUCCUCCUCAGGAGACUGACGUUGGCGGUUACAGGUCUCAGUUAUCCGCAACCAACACUCAUUACGGAACAACGCAAUACGCGUCGUUAUACGGAGGAGCAGCUUCUCUUAACAGCUCUCAGCCUUUAAACACUAAAGGAGUUGGCUCAUCGGUGUUGGAUGGACGUUCGGGUUAUGUUCCCGCUCUGCCGGAUUCGCCGAAGUAUGGUGGCUCUGGAAGCUAUUUGUCUUCCUCUGCUCAUGGUUAUGGUCAGAAGGAGGAUGAUUUGUAUGCGGAUAAGUUGUCUGGUUAUGUCCCGAGGCAGUCUAGUGCUUAUCUUGGAAGGGAGUUGCAGAGUGAUCCGGGUGCUCGGUAUGCUGAUUCGUCUAGUUUUGGUCGUCAGACUGAUUUGUAUGAUCGUAUUGAUCAAGCGUCACUUCUCCGGGGUGAACAGUUGUUGAAAAUGCAGUCGCUUCAUACCACUUCUGCUGAUGGAGGUGUCAGACAAGCUGAUUAUCUUACAGAACGAAGUUCUACUGUACGUCAUUCCGACCAAGAAGCUUUGCAUUACGGAAGAAGGCUGGAGUCUGAUCCUCAUGGAUUAUCACUACACAGCACAUCUUCUUAUGCAAGCCAACAUACCCCAUCGCUAUUAGGAGCUGCUCCUCGGCGGAAUUUAGAUGACUAUAUUUAUAUGGAGAGUUCUUCAAAUCCUGGUUAUGGUGUUAGUUUACCUCCAGGGAGGGAUUAUGGUACUGGGAAAGGCAUCCUUACUGCAGCUUCUCUGGACUUGGAGUACCCUGGUGGUAUGCUGCCUCGUGGUGGUCCUCGUGUUGAUGAUCUCCGGAAAGAUGACCGGGCGAGUUACCUUAGGGAGUUUGAGCUAAGGGAAGAAGAGCGUCGCCGUGAGAACCUGCGUGCCAGAGAUAAGGAGCGAGAACGAGAGAGGGAUCGGGAACGUGAUAGGGAACGAGAACGUGAGCGAGAAAAGCAAAGAGCUAGGGACAGGGAAAGGGAUCGCAUAGCUGAGCGACGGGAGAAGGAAAGAGAGGAUGAAAGAGAACGUGAUCGAAAACGCGCUCUCGAAAGAAAACGUGAUCGGACUCCAACAGCAAGAGCUUCGUCGAGGGACACAAAGGAGCGGACUCCAGUGCCGAAGUCUGUUUCUAGGGAUGCACGUAGUUCCUCUUUGCGGCGGGAUGCACAACAUCGUGAAGCAUCAAUUAGGCGUCCUUCACCUGUUAGGCCAAUACGGAGAGAUUAUGUCUGCAAGGUUUUAUCCUCGCGAUUGGUUGACAUGGAGAGGGAUUACGUGACACUAGAUAAACGAUAUCCAAGGCUUUUUGUGCCUUCUGAGUUUUCCAAGGUUGUGGUGAACUGGCCGAAACAAAAGCUUACACUUUCGAUGCAUACUGCUGUGAGUUUUGAGCAUGAUUACAUUGAAGAUGGUGGAGCUGAUGUGAAACAGACGCCCACAAAGUCUUCAGCUGUGAAAACUGGAGGAAAGACUGUUUGGAAUGCCAAGAUGAUUUUGAUGAGUGGCCUGAGCAGGACUGCUCUGGAAGAUCUUUCUUCAGAUAAAUUAUUUGAAGACCGUAUACCUCAUAUUUGCAACAUAUUAAAGUUUGCCGUUUUUAAAAAAGAUCAUUCGUUGAUGGCCACUGGGGGUCCUUGGGAUCCCACAGAUGGCAUGGACCCAUCAGUUGAUCAGUCUUCCUUAAUCACGACAAUGCUGAGACACACAAAGGAUAAGCUUCAUCUUGAUCUGAGCAACUGCCGUCACUGGAAUCCAUUUCUUGAGAUACAUUAUGACAGAGUUGGUGCUGAUGGAGUUUCUAUCUUCAAAGAGAUCACUGUACUCUUUGUCCCUGAUUUAUCAGAAUGUCUUCCUUCAUUUGACGCUUGGAGAACCCAAUGGCUGGCACACAGGAAAGUUCUUACUGAGAGAGAUCGACUACUUUCUCAGGAGGCUAAGAAAGAUGUCAUUGUAGGAAAGGGCAGUGAUAAUGCCGGUGAUGUAUCCAAGGAUGCGGAGAAAAAAACUCCAGGAACUAAGAAGAUGGUUAAAAAGAUUGUUAAAAGAGUUGUUAAAAGGCCUGUCAACGAUGGAAAGGCAACUGGUAAGAAAGAUGAGAAGUCGGAUGAGAAGGAUGUUCCUGAAAAGGUUAACAUUUCAGGUGAUACCCCAGGGGAGAGCUCUGAUCCUAGUGCUAAGGCUAAUGAGCAGACUCCUUCAAAGACGGUUGUAAAGAAAAAAAUUAUCAAAAGGGUGGCUAAAAAGAAGACUGCUGAAAUAGACAAUAACAUGGACAGUGACUUGAAGAACAAUGGAGACAAUGAUGAGGAAAAGGUAGUGGAAGCAGAGAAGAAAACUCCUGAUUCAGGUAGUAUGGAGAUGAAAUCUCCAACAGAGAAGAAAGAAGCGAGUGCCUCCAAAACUGUGGAAACAAAACAGAAAACCGGAUCUCCGGAUACUGAGAAAAAAGAGGGUGCUUCUAGUUCAACAAAGAAGGACAUUAAGUCAGGCGAAGAUAAGAAGGUUGAAAAGAAAAACAACCCAGUGACACAAUCUGAGGGAAAAAAGGUUGAUGAGAAAAAGGCAAAAGAAAAAACUAACGAGAAAGAUGUUAAAGAGAAAGGUGGAAAAGAUGAGUCCAGUCUACAAGUGAAGGACAAGAAAAAGUCUGACGAACCUCCUCGGCCAGGAUUUGUUCUACAAGUGAAACGGAACAAAGACUCUAAAUUGCGUUCACUUUCGGUCUCCCUGGACUCGCUCUUGGAUUACACUGACAAGGACGUUGAUGAGUCAUCAUUUGAGAUUUCAUUGUUUGCUGAAUCGCUGUUCGAGAUGCUACAGUAUCUAAUGGGUACUCGUAUCUUAGAAUUUCUCAAGAAAUUACGUGUUAAAUUUGUGAGAGAGAGAAAUCAACGGAAGAGGCGUCAGGAAGAGUUAUCUGCCAAGCAAAAGGAAGCGAAAGCACAAAAUAAGCGUCAAAAGACUGAUAAGGAAACCACGGUUACAACUGAAUCUGUUCCUGAGAAGGAUGACAAGGAAAAUUCAGCCAAGAAAACGGCAGCGGCCGCUGAAGACACUAAAAAAGUUACCAGUGAUGAAGCUGCUACAAUGGAAGUGGAUAACGAGGAUGAGGAGGAUGACGAGAUUGAUGAAGACCCAGAGGAAGACCCUGAAGAGGAUCCUGAAGAAGACCCUGAGGAAUGCGAGGAAAUGGAUGACGAAAAUCCUGAGCAAGAAGAAACUGCUGAAGAGCCGCAGAAGAACGAAGAAAACAGUGAGAAGACUAGCGGCACUGUUACUGGUCCUAAAACUGAAGUCGCAACUGAUAAAAAAGAAGAGAAAGGUUUUGUCGUGGAGAAGACUGAUUCCAAAUCUGCUGAGAUCAAACCCAAGUCAGAGUCAAGCAAGCACGGGAAGCAAGAGGAAGGAACAUCUGAUGCACCAAAAAGAGAAGAAACAGUUGAUAAAGAGUUGUUGCAGGCUUUCAGAUUCUUUGACCGUAACCAAACUGGCUAUGUUAGGGUUGAUGAUAUGAGAACAACUAUGCACAGCUUGGGAAAGUUCCUAUCUCACCGAGAAGUCAAGGAACUUGUGCUGAGUGCUUUGUUAGAGAGCAACACUGGAAGAGAUGAUCGUAUCUUAUACGAGAAGCUUGUUAGGCUGUCUUUAUAG